UUUGACCAAUUACAUAUUGUAAAAUGCAUGCCAGUUUAUAUGGUAUUUCCUAAUAAUAUGCUACUCUUUCUGUGGCUUUUUAUCUGGGCAGGUAUAUAUAACACCACAAAAUUAGAUUUAACUUGUUCUCUGUAUCAAAUUAUUUUCAAGUGAUAAGUUAUUAAGGAGAUUGUGAAUUUUGCUUUCAAAAUUUAGAGCUAAUGUUAAUGUUUGGGCUGAAUCAUUUUUUCUCAGACAUUGAAGCUUCACUGAUUUUACUUAAAUUUACAUAGGACAGGGAAAACUUUAAACAGUCUUUGAUGGUUUUUCUUUCUGCAGACUUUUUACAUUUAAAUACAAAUGUGUAUGAAAUCAGUGGGACUGUGGGUUUCAUGUCCUUAGGUUUAUGUGCCAUCGGUUUCACAGGGAGUUUGCCAGAAAGAGGAAGGAUGGUCUUUUUCUAUUACUAGUUGUUUAUUCUUCCAUCUCUUCUUCCUAGGUGUCUGGUGAAUCAGGCAUGGAAACUCGUUAGAAUAAGUGUUUGAACACAGCACAUGUAUGCAGUCUGCCAGUAUGUUUCUGAAAAAAAUUUUAAGAAGUCCUGCCCUUCCAUUUGCUGCACAAUGUGGCAUGAAAAAGGAUUUGCUUCCACUCAGUAGAGCUCUGAGUUUAUCAGUUUGCCUGAAGCAGGACAAUUCAUGCAAUCACAAAGAAAAAAUAGAUUUAGAUGCAUGGAAGACAGUAAUGAAGUCUGGGUUGCCAGAAGUCAUCGGUGAGACAGUCUCUGAGCAUAAGGAGCUUUCCACUUUGGCUGCUGCACGUAAAACUGUGGAGAUGUGGAGACUAGCUGGCAGAUUGGUUCCAGAAAAUAUCACCGAAGAACAGCUAAAAACCUUUAUAGAAUGUCCUUCCAAGUCAGCCCAGAAGAAGUAUUUAAAAUUUUUACAUCUCAAAGAACUUUACAAGAAAAACAACAAAAGAAAGAUGGAUGAGAAAAGGGAAAGGAGGCUGGAAACAAAAGAGCAAGGUUCAGAACCUGAUGAGGCCAGAAGGAAUUCAUUCAUAUGUUUGUGGGCCAGCUGUAUGGAUAGAGCAUACAGUUGGAGGACUGCUCAGUCUAUGAUCUUUGGCCAGCCUCUAGUGUUUGACAUGUCUUAUGAAAAAGAUAUGUCUGCCCGAGAAGUGGCAAAUGCAGUAAGACAGAUGGUAUUCAGCGAAGGCUGCAAUCGAAGAUCUGCGGAUCCGUUCCACAUCCAUUUCUGUAACUUCAAAGAAGACAGCCUCUAUCAUAGGGAAUUUAUUAAGCAUUAUAAAGAGGCAUGGGGCAAAUUGCUUAUCACUGUGACAGACCAGUGCUACACAGAAGUAUUUCCAAAAGAUAAGCUUAUCUAUCUGACUGCUGAUUCUCCCAAAGUUAUGAAAACAUUCGAUCAUGAUAAAAUCUAUAUCGUUGGGUCAAUAGUUGACAAGAGCAUAAAAACAGGAGUCUCUUUAGCACGGGCAAAGCGACUGGGGCUGGAGACUGCGGCCCUUCCACUGGAGAAGUACUUGCUUUGGAAUAUUGGUGCCAAAAAUCUCACACUAGAUCAGAUGAUGCAUAUUUUAUUAACCUUGAAAGAUACUGGAGACUGGAAGAAGGCUCUGGAAUUUGUUCCAAAAAGGAAAUACUGUGGCUUUGUAAGCAAGCCUAUACAUGAACUGAAAAAAACCUUAAGCCUGGUCAACACACUUAAACUUGGAAGGAGACAUGAAGAAUUACAAAAGCAAUUUGUCAAGAACUACUCUGAGAAGCUAACACGAAAGUAGAGUGGUGGGAACAAGAAUGAUUUUUUUAAUGCUCUGGCUUCUUGGGACUCCUGCAGCUAUGUUCAGCUUUUUAUCUCCAACCUGUCUUUGUUGGUUAAAUUUGAAAGUACUGUUGUUAGGGAUUUUUUUUUUUUUCAAUUACCUUAGUAUUCCAGCUGUUUACAAUUAUUCACACAUUAUUGAAAUUAUGUAUGAGAAAUGAGAUAAUCUGUUCUAAAAUAUUACUCUGUACAACAAAUAUCCAUCUGUUCAGUUGAACCAUGCUGGGACAAGGGGAAUUGCCACUGAAUACAAAGGUUGUUCUUCAGAGAACACCUCAGUGCUUUGGGUUUGCAAUGGGUGGACGCCAUCCACACUUUUGUUCUGAAAGGUGAGCCAUGUUGAAAUAAAAGCUACUUCCUUGUCA
Molecule: messenger RNA, 2191 nt
Organism: Athene cunicularia (burrowing owl)
Lineage: Eukaryota; Metazoa; Chordata; Aves; Strigiformes; Strigidae
Gene: TRMT10C
Product: tRNA methyltransferase 10C, mitochondrial RNase P subunit
Exons: 2
Coding region: 538-1785 (415 amino acids)
Biological process (GO): mitochondrial tRNA 5'-end processing; positive regulation of mitochondrial translation
Cellular component (GO): nucleus; nucleoplasm; mitochondrion
Molecular function (GO): tRNA binding
Source: RefSeq, a predicted model, not a curated record